Molecule: messenger RNA, 1562 nt
Organism: Caenorhabditis sp. 36 PRJEB53466
Lineage: Eukaryota; Metazoa; Nematoda; Chromadorea; Rhabditida; Rhabditidae
Source: the annotation of a GenBank genome assembly
AUGCUCACCGACGGAGGAGACGCCAAACUCGAAUACAUUGACAAGGGUGAUUGAGCGGAAUUCCGUCUUCCGUCUUCCGUGGAUUUUUUGUUCCGUCUUCCGGAUUUCAAAAUUCCAUUUCCGCUCAACUCUGGUAGUAUGGACCAGAACUGGAACGAUAUGUCGGUCGAGAUGAAAAUGGAAAUCAUCAAGAAAGUGGACAUUAUCACCAGACUGUCCGUCUCCGUCGAUAUUCCCGCCGACCAUAUUCUUUCCGUAUCUGUAUGUCUUUACACUGUCAGCUUUUUUCAGAGCAUACAAUUUUAAACAUGUUCGUCCGUAUUUGAAUAAAUGUUAGAAAUGUUGAGAAAAUGAAUUGUUUCCGUCUGUUUUCAGGCGCUUUUUGAUUGGGUUCGCAUAGAGUUGCACCGAAAGUGCGCAAGCGCACGGAGAAUGCGACGCGGACCUUGAUCCGUGUGGCCCGCCUUUUUUCCUUGAUCAGUGUGGCCCGCCUUUUUUUCUCCUCCUCCUCCUGCUCGUCCCGUCCUCCUCCGUCGACUCCUCAUUCCUUUCGUCUCCUCGGGGCAGCAUCGGUUGCCCCCCUGAUUUCCUUCUGAUUCCACCCGGAAUCUCACCCCGUUUUCCCCCUAUUUUCUCUACUUUUUUCUCCAAACUAUUACUCUCAAUACUGCAUUUUUCGAAGAACUGUUCGGUCAUCACGGACUCAAAGGUUGGUUACUAUUCGAGGAUAGAUUGACAAAAAAUGGGAAAUAGUUUAGAAAAAGAAGCGGCUCAGAACCCUGACAAAUCCGACGACAAACUGAUUCCGAUCGAGAAUCAUCACGAAAUUGCUCAAUUUUUCGACGAUCCAGGAUUUGAGCCUAAACAUUUGGCUCUUUGGGGAGAAAACCAUGUUUUUGUUUCGAGGAAACCGAUGAAAGACGCUAUCAAAACGUCUUCAUAUACAAACAUUGCAUACGGAUCUCUUACAACGUCUGCUGCACGGAUACGCCUCUACAAAGCCAUGAAAGCGAUUGGACCGGAAAAUCUUAUAUACUGUGACACGGACAGUGUGAUUUUCAAACAAAAACGAGGACGUAAUGUUUUGGGCGACUUGAUAGGAUCAGGACUCGCAAUGCUGACCAACGAAACACCUGCCGGUAAAGAAAUCAAGGAAAUUUUGUGUGUGGCUCCUAAAGUGUACGCUUUGCGGAUGGAAGAUUUAAGUGGUGCCUCUUCCUAUGUCGUCAAGGCAAAAGGAAUCACUAUGAACUCGGAGACGGCGAAACGUAUCAGUUUUGAGACGAUGAAGAAAUUAGUAAGAAUGCACAUUUUUUAAAGAUUUCAUGACUUUAUUACAGAUGGGAAACUGGCUUAAUUACAAAAUUAGCGGAAAUUUGAUGGCGAAGCAGAUACGAUUUAUCAAGUCUAGAAUCCCACUAACGGGAAUCGAAACCCGUUUGCAGGAGAAGGUGAUGAAACCUAACAUGGACAAGGGACAAAAUCAGGAAGGCAUACUGCUUCCCUACGGCCAUCGUGACGACGAAGAUAUUGAGGAAGAUUAUCCUUUGAAAAACUUAUAA